Molecule: messenger RNA, 255 nt
Organism: Gongylonema pulchrum
Lineage: Eukaryota; Metazoa; Nematoda; Chromadorea; Rhabditida; Gongylonematidae
Source: the annotation of a GenBank genome assembly
AUGAGAAGCAAGCGCGUGCCAACAGCAAUUAAUGGCAGGUCCGGCAUUGAGCUAAGUAAGCUGAUGGAGCACCAGUUUACGAAGAAGUCGAAAAUGAUCCUCGGUCAAGUGCAGCAGCGUCAGAAGCAAGAAGAAGAUGAGCAGAUGGAAAGUUCGGUAGCGCAACUCACCGAUAAAGAUCCGUUCAAUCUUAGCAACGAUGAUUACUACAAGCCAAAGAAUGUGGAAAGGUAUUCACUGUUUUUCUGUGCUUAA